Aureobasidium subglaciale EXF-2481 is the source of this 867-nucleotide messenger RNA. RefSeq lists its product as uncharacterized. The transcript has a single exon. The record is from RefSeq and is a predicted model, not a curated record. Lineage: Eukaryota; Fungi; Ascomycota; Dothideomycetes; Dothideales; Saccotheciaceae. Bases 1 to 867 code for a protein of 288 amino acids.
AUGUCUGCUCCCAUAUCACAGUCCCUCUUUCUCAGACUGCCUCCGGAAUUGAGGCUUGACAUUUACAGACAGCUUCUGAUACACAAUCCGCACUGUGCCCCUGCGAACUCUAAGCCUACCUUCCUUCCCACCUCGAUAGACUACCACGGCGGUCAUCAUACAGCGAUAGAACACCCAGAGCCCGACGCUGUCGCUCUUUGCAUACGUGCUGAGGAUCCGGCCCACUACAAGUUGCGCGCGGCCAAACAUGUGCGUAGUGCCUUCAUAGUCCGCUCAGGCGGGUUGCGCCCUGGGUGUGUUCCGACGACAUACUUCUGUGUGAGCAAUACAGGCAUCCACACAGCCAUACUACGAGCGAACGCGCAAAUCCACGCCGAAGCGUGCCAAGUGUUGUACUCGAACCAUGUCUUCGACUUUGACAUGCACAUAGAAGCCCUUGUGGCCUUUCUCGCCGACUUGACACCAUUCGCAUGCAGCUGCAUACGAUCACUACGUCUGGUCAAGCGUGCACUGCCCUAUGAGAAAGAGUACUCGAAAGCAGAAUGGGCCACUGCCAUGGAGUGGCUCGGAAGACUUCGCAGUCUGAAGUCGUUGACGCUUGGCAUCGUUGCUGGAAGACCGGGUCAGGAUGGAUGGGAGACUGUUCCCGCCUUGAGAUCGGCGGACUUCGAUGUCCUCAAGGGUACCGAGGGCAUGGAGUGGAUAGAAGAGCUCCUUGCGAUCAAUGGCCUGGACAACAUUGAAGUCGAAGCAAUCGUCGUGCACUGCCCGUUUCCCAGAAGCGCAGCAAUGGCACGUUAUAUCCAGUUUUCCGCCAGUGUUGAUGAUGGAUCGUUUGCGGUAUGGUUGAAGGACAACAUGGCAUAG